AUUGGAGCAACUUGGCUCUGACCUGUCGAGUGCAGGGGAAUGAAAGUUUUCAUAAAAUAAUUAAAUCAGUAAUAUUUAAUAAAUGGAAAUUAAAUUAAUAUUUUAUUAUUUAGAAAAUCUUUCCGAGAUAAAAUUAAUAUUUGGAGCGUAAAAUAAAAAAAGAUCAGCUCAGCACCACUAUUCCGCAUUCAAAAUUUAAGCUAGCAAAAUGGCGUCGGCCGCUGAUGCCGAACCUUGGUAUGUUUCCCUUUUAGGUUUGGCAGAAACAUUCCGGACGUCGAACCCUCCUAAUAUUCGGUUAUGUAUUCAUUGUCUACAAUCUAUUUUCAAUUUCAAACCACCUCCCCGGAUUGAGUCAAGGACACAUCUACAACUGGGUAACAUAUUACUGGCCCAUACAAAAAACAUAGAUCUCGCUCAGACGCAUUUGGAAAAGGCGUGGACUCUAUCAUGUAGCAUGGCUGCUGCAGAUGAUGUACGGUUUGAAGCAGCUAGUGUUUUGGCACAGAUUUAUGAAAAGCAGCAGCAAGUAGACCGUGCUAAACCUAUUUUGAAAAAGGCAAUUGAGGUGUCACAGCAAGCUCCCUAUUGGCAUUGUCGACUUCUUUUCCAUCUUGCACAAAUCCAUGCCUCUGAACGAGACUAUGUGUCUGCAUGCCAGUUAUUGGGUGUUGGUUCCGAAUUUGCUUUGUCAGCCAAGUCUGAUUACCUACGCCUAUUGUUUCUACUCAGUAAAGGAAUGUUACUAUUAGUUGAUAAAAAGAUGCCUGAGGUGAAGGAGGUUCUUUCAAUGGCCGGUGCUUUAAUUGAACGUUAUCAAGGAUCACCAACUCAAAAAGAAUCUCUUAAUGUAUUUUUCUUAGUUCUUCAAGUUUGUCACUAUUUAAUGGCUGGGCAGGUAAAAAGUGUAAAACCAUGUUUAAAACAGUUACAACAGAGUAUACAAACAGUUACCCAGUUACAUUCAGAUGAUGAACCACUUUCUAGCAACCAGAUAGACCAGUUCCAAUGGUUACCCAAAGAACAUAUGUGUGUCUUAGUUUAUCUUGUUACAGUGAUGCAUUCCAUGCAGGCGGGCUACAUGGACAAAGCACAAAAAUAUACUGACAAAGCUCUCAUGCAGAUUGAAAAAUUAAAAAUGCUGGACGCCCAUCCACUCUUAUCAUCAUUCCAACUGAUGCUGCUUGAACACAUCGUCAUGUGUCGUCUAAUAAUGGGCAGUAAGUCUGCCGCCAUCCAAGAAAUCUUCCAGGCUUGUAAUGUCUGCCAACAACAACCCAGGUUAUUUUCAACUCAUGGAGCUCAAAUACACACACUAUUAGGCCUUUAUGCUAUGUCUAUGAACUGUAUGGAGGCAGCAGAGUCACAGUUUAAUACAGCUUUUAAACUUUCUACCGAUGUAGAUUUAAGAACAUUUGUAAAACUGAACCUUGCUAUUGUAUAUUUACGAACAAAUAGACAAACAGAUUUAAUAAGUCUUCUGGAAACAGUAGUUUCACCCCAGAAGGUUUCUCCUUCCACAGAUAGAAGGUUGUCAACAGACAGUGAAGUAAUGAGCCGAAUCGGCUCGCACAGUUUACGGGCUUCUGCAUUUUAUGUUCGUGGAUUGCAGGCAUUCUUUCAGGCAGGCUAUAAUGAAGCCAAACGCUACCUACGCGAGACGCUGAAAAUGGCCAAUGCUGAAGACUUAAAUCGUUUAACAUCAUGUUCACUGGUUUUAUUAGGGCAUAUAUUUUUAUCAUUAGGAAAUAGCAGGGAAGCCAUGAACAUGGUAACUCCAGCCAUGCAGUUGGCUGGUAAAAUCCCGGAUGUACAUGUUCAGCUCUGGGCCUCUUCAUUACUCAAAGACCUAUAUCGUUUGUGUGGGGACCAGGUAAAAGAGGCCGAAGGUUACAGGAUGCACACCAGCUUUUCUCAAGAUCUCCUUAAAGAUCAUUUUCAGUCAUCACAGUUAUCUGAACAUGGCUUAAUACAAUGGACUGAGGGUCCGUGUCCUUUCCACCUGUCAUCAGAGGUGUCCAGUAGCAUUUUGUGAGAAGAUGCAGGUGAACCUUCCCUCCCAUCUGUUGUUUUAACCAACUGGCUGUGCAGCUGAUCAAAUGAACACCUAACUGGACCUGUAUUGCUGCAUGUUAUGAUGCAGUGGUGUGCAGGUUUAAAUAAAGAAAUAAUAGGGGUGAUGGAGAUAUUUAAUGGUCCUGGAGUGAAAACAGAGAAGAGACAAAGAAAAGCAGAAAAGAAGAGGGUUGGGAGGGAGGGGGUGACUACAAAAUAAGUAAAAGUUUCUACUUCAUCUCUCUCUCUAUUUUUCUUCCUCCUACUUCCUUCCUCCUACUUACUGCCACCUUUUCCUGCUCUCUGCCUGUAUUCUCUCCUGUGUCCACCACCACCACCACCAUCAUAUUAUCAUCAUCUGUUACACUCCAUUACUAUUACCAACAUUUGUUUAACAUAUGCAUGUACAUGUGUAUGUGAAUAUGUUACAUUUUUUUUUUACUACAUGGUUUUGCAUGACACCUUGGGCAAGUGUUUUUGUAUUAUAUCCCCAGGCAGAUCAAAGCCUUGCAGAUGGAUUUAAUAGACAGAGGCAUGUGUGUGUGUGUGUGUGUGUGUGUGUGUGUGCAUGUGCACAUGUAUAUAAUGUGUGUGUGUAUAUAUGUGUAUAUAUGUGCAUAUAUAUGUGUAUAUAUAUCUAUAUUUGUGUUUAUAUAUAUCUGUGUAUAUAUGUGUGUACAUGUGUAUAUAUAUGUGUGUAUAUAUGUGUAUAUAUGUGUAUGUAUAUAUAUAUCUAUAUAUAUAACUUUGUGUCUGUGUUUGUCCCUGUAACUUAGCAAUUUGGCAAAAGUGACCAAUAGAAUAAGUACUAGACUUACAAAAAGUAAGUCUUUGGGUCAAUUUGUGCGACUAAAGGCAGUACUCCAGCAUGACCACAGUCAAAUGACUGAAACAAGUAAAAGAAUAUAUAUGUAUAUUUAUGUGUGUGUGUGUGUGUGUGUGUGUGUGUGUGUGUAUGUAUGUAUGUAUGUAUGUAUGUAUAUAUAUAUAUAUAUAUAUAUAUAUAUAUAUAUAUAUAUAUAUAUAUAUAUAGUGCACAUACAUAUGCUGUAUGUUGCUUCUGAAGAUCAUGAGCUACAAUUACUGUUGAUUAUCAUUUCUCCUGUCAAUAAAUCUUCCACUGGAUUUGUUCCUUUGAAGACAUGUCAAAUUACAGAUUCCUAAUUUUGAAAAGCAAAUAAAGAUUCGGAACAGGACGGGCAUCUGGCUGUAAAACAGUGCCCCAGUAGCAUAUUUCUCUAACCCAUGUUAGCAUGGAAAAGUGGAUGUAAAAACGAAACGAUGUCUAUGUCUGUGGAUGUGUGUGCAUGCAUGUGUGUGUAUAAAGCAUCUUUUUAAGACUCUGUCUCUCGUACUCCCUUCCCUCAUCAUUUCUAUUAGUUUCUACCAUUGUUGUGUGUUUGCAUGAUUUGUUUAUACAUAUACUGUCAACAGAGUACACUCUCUGUGUUUGGACACACAGUUUGCAACAUACUUCAUAAGUAGGCAGUCUGCAUCCAGCUGGUGCUGUUGUUACACUUUAUAUUCAGUACACCUGGAGUUGCAGCAGAAGUUGAUUGCCAUGCACACUGGUGCAUGCCGUCAUUAAGUUCUUUAGUAGAACAGUGCAGUGCUGUGAGAAUGAGAUAAGAUUGUGUUCUAUAUAGAGGGGGAGAAAAGGAGGGAAAAUAAGUAGAGGUGGAGCAAGUGUGAAUGAGAGGUUAGAAGGUUAUUAUCGUUAAAGUGCGAUACUGUGAUAUAGCCAAAAAAAAAUAAUAAUAAUAAUAGCUGUAAUUAAUUUGAAUAAAUAAUGUUGAGCAAAAUAUAUUUUAGUAAACACACAAUAUACACAUACAUUCGUUCUCUCUUUCAUUUUCUCAACCCCUUCUGCUUUGAGGUACAAGCAAAAGCAAUUGAAAAGGCACAGAACAAUUUGAGAUGUUAGAGUAGGGCUGAGCUGUAGUGGAGGAUGAUGAUUGAACAGUAUGAUUCAGUGUUUUACUACUGCUUCCCUUCCCAAUAUUUGCUGUUUAAUGUUUUACUAUUUGGCAAUUUAACUAAAGAGAAUUGCUGAAGGAAGGUUUUAAUUUAGAUCACUGUAAUCCUUUUGCUGCCAUAUUUCUUUUGAAAUAUACUGCUUUCGUUGUAAUUAGUUUUGAAAAUGCUAAAGAAUUUAGUAAAAUAGCAUUGUCAUUAUUAAGCUGAUAUUUGAAUAUAAUUAUUUUAAAUAAUAUUUUUAGUAAAUACAGAAAUAAAAUUAUCAUGGAAUUUUGGUGGAAGGUUUUAAUUUAAAUAAUUUUAUAACUUGGAGUUUGUAUCAUAGAAUCAGUGGAUGGUCUGAGGCAGAAUAAUUAUAGUUAAGGUGUAUACUUGAGGUCUUGUCACUUGCUAGAGUAUGUCCACAAUACAAAGCCAGAUUUAUUUGUUCCCUGACUACAGAGUAUAACAUGACCCAUCUGCAAUCUGCCUGUCUGAGACACCUCAUACUAUUCUGUUUUAAACCUUAAUGACAAAUAAUGGUUCUUUUCUUGUGUUUAUAAAAGUCUAUUUUCAAACAGUCUCUCUCUCUCUGUCUGUCUGUCUCUCUCUCUCUCUUUCUCUCUAUCUCUCUCUCUCUCUCUCUCUCAGUUUUUCAUAUUCCUUUUCUCUCACUUAUUGUCAAUAAUAACUUUUUAUGGUAACUUUCCAAUAGCAUCAUGCACAUACAAAUUCUCUUUCUCUCUCUUACACACAUUUCCCCUCUCUCUCACUUUUUUUUCUCUUCUUAACUUAAUUUAUUUUCUGAUGGCUGUGUUUGAUUUUUAUUUCUUAGCUUCACUUAUUGCUGCAUUGAUUGAUUUUUAAUGACCUAAAAGUAGGAAAGACAACACCUUUUAUAUAUUCUGUUGCCGAGUGUAUGAGACUGAUGGAAAGGAGAAAGCAACUUCAUCUUGGACAUCUGCUGCAAAUGCUUUCAGCCAGGUGGCCUUCACUAAGGACACCCAACAGCCAAGUGAUGGUGUUAAGGCAAUAAAUUGAAUUAAGGAAUUAUAUGUAUGGGUUGUUACUGUUGAAGUUGAUGACUUUAGUUCUGCUGGUGUCAGCUGUGUCCUUAUUAAUUAGAGUCAGUCACCUUCACUGAAUCCACUGGGCAGUUUAACUUGAUUUUUAAUUCUUUUUCUGCAACCCCAUUCCUUCCUGGUUUGUUUGUUUGUUUGUUUUGUUGGAUUUCUAUGCGGUUCGUAGAUGCCUUGUAAUGUUUAUUUUCUCUGAGAAAUCUGUUACCAUUUCUGGUGGGAUGGAAAAAAGACCACUAUUGUUUGAUGAUGAUGGUAUAUUGGUAUCUGGAAUCCUUUUGUUUAUGUCAUUUCUGCCAAUCAAUGCUUCUGCAAUGUUCUGCUUUGUUUGAGAGGCAAGGUUGUUUGGUAUAAAUUAACCCUUUAGCAUUCAGAUUACUCUGUCUUAUUUAUUCAUAUUGUUUUGAAUUAAUUAUGCAAUAUCUUGUAGCUUUGAGAUUUCGAUGAUGUGAUUGUUUAUUUUUAGAAUGACAUUGUAGGGCAGGUGUGAGAGUUAGGAUUUUCCCAAUUUGAACAUAAAACAGGUAGAAUAUUUGGGCCAGGUAUGGCCGGAGGCUUUGUUGUUGUCCACAGUCAGACAGGACUGUUAACAUCUCUCGUCACUUGUAAUAAAUAUCUUCAUGUUUUGGCAUUUAAAACAAACAACUUGUUCGUAUCCUUGGUUGUAGGGGGAAAAACUUGGAAAGAAUCAACAGAUAUUCCUGCUAGGAACAUGAAACAAGUGACCCAGUCUUGGAAAGCAUCUUUCAUCUUCAUUAUUUGAAAAUAUACCAUCAUUGUUUCUGAGCCCUACUUUAAGGACAUAGACAUAGCAAGUUGUCCAGUAAUUAAUAAUAAAAAAACUGUCUUUCUGACAUAGUGGUCAACUAUGUGUAUCUGCGUGUACACACACACACACACACACACACACUAGCCUGUUUCUAACCAUGGAGCGGAGCCAAGCCAAGCAUGAAAUGUCCAGUUCCAGAUGUCCAUUAGAUGGUACUGGUGCAUCCACUUGGCUAUGAUGUUCUUGUAUCAGAUGAAUUAUUCAUUGUUUUAUGGUUAUAUUUGGUACCCUUCAUUGGGAAUCAUUUUGUGUGCUGUUGUUGGUUCUGAUAUGGUUGGGUAUUGUUUAUAGCAUUGGUAUGGUUUUGUUAUCAAUGUUUAUUAUUAUUAUUAAGAUUGCAAGCUGGCAAAAUCAUUAGCAUGGUGAACAGAAUGCUUAGCAGCAUUUUUCCCUUCUCUUUAUGUUCAGAGGUCAACUUUACUUUUCAUCCUUAUAUGUUUGAUAAAUUAAGUACCAAUCGGGUAUUGGGGUGGGGUGGGGUGGGGGGUUUAAUGUAAUCAACUUCCUCCUCCCCUGGAAAUUGCUGGCCUUGUGCUUAUAGUAAUAUUAUUUAUGAAGAUAGGAGGAUAAUGCUGUGCAUUCUUUCUUGCAAAAAAAAAAAAAAGCAAACAAAAAGAUAUUUAGAAGAAAGAAAGGGUGAGUGUGUAUCUAUGUCAAAUAAAUGGUAAGUGAACUUAUCUGUGAUAACUGUUAACACUAAAGUUUCUCUGUCUCUCCUUUCUCCUCCUCUCUCACUUGCUUACACAAGUGCUGUAACUCCCUCCCUCCACUUAACCAGACUUUUUGGGGGUCUUUUCUGUUGCAGUCACAGUUUUUGAAAGUAUUAUAUUUAGUGAAAAUUUUCAAAUUUGGUAUAUUGAUGUGAUUUUUCAUGUUGAGUCUCAUUUUCAUAUUCACUUAUUCCAGAGAACUUCUAGAAAGGUUUAAAACCAGAUUUGGAAGCUGGUAUUUUCUGUGUGAUAAGUCUUCUAUCACAAAAAGAAAGCAAAACAUUACAACAACAAAAGUUGUAAGAAGUUUUUAGGUUUUAAUAAAGUCAUGUGAAACAGCUGAACGAACAUGUAAAUGAUUUAAAAAUGAAAAAAAUUCUCCAUGAAAUUUUUUUGUGAAAUAUUUCAAAACAAACUACUUUAGGGUUGGGGUUUAGGGUUAGGAUUAGAGUUGUGGUCUAGGUUAAAGGCUUAAGGUUAGGAUGUAGGGGUAUUAGUUAAUUUUAAAUCUAAUGAAGAAUUUAGUAAAAAGAAAAUGUCAUUAUUAAGCUGUUUGUAAUAUAAAUUAACAGUGUUCAUGGAAGAUUUUAAUGUAGAUUACUUUAACCCUUUUGUUACCAUAUUUCUGUGGAAAUAUAUUGCUUUUGUUUUAAUUAAUUUGGAAAAUAAUGAAUUUAAUAAAAUAACUGUCAUUAUUAAUCCAUUAUGAGAAACAAAUCAACAUGAAAUUUUGAUGGAGGAUUUUUUUAGUUUAGAUUAUUCCAAAACAAAUUUGUAUUACAGAACCAGGGGCAGCCUCAGGUGGGUUGAAAAACUUAACCUCCAUCCCUGCAACCCCCCCCCCUUGCCCCUAUUUAUUCUUCUCUCUCUCUUUGUCUUUUAGAUUUUAUUUUUCAUUGUUCCUCUUACAUACAUGUAUGUCUGUGUACACUUCAAUUGUGCCCUCUUUCCAUAUGUGCAUGUCCACACUGUUCAUAUGGUGGCUCAAGAAGAAAGUGUGCAUGUUUGAGGUUAACUAUAUGUAAUUAUUAUUUACUAUUUGGGGAGUGGUGAGGUUUGAGAACGUAUGGAAUAUGAGAGAGAGUCAAGAGACUGAGCUUUUGUUUUUCUCCUUACAUAUUGCAGUUGUGUAUGUAUGUAUGUCUGUAUGUGUGUGUUUGGAUGUUUUAAUUAAUGUUACUCCACACACAUACAACUUCUACCACAUAUUUACAGAUUUUUUGCAUUGUUUGCUUAUUGUUUUUUUUUUGUUUGUUUUUGUCUCUUGUAUCUGUUGAUCCUCAAUCAUCAUAACAACCCCAACAAAAGAACAAAAAUAACACCACAAUCACUAUAUCUCUUUUUACCUAAUUUGAUGACAUUGCCUUUCCCUUUUUUCUUGCUUAUAUUUCAUUUUUUCUUUUCUUAUUUAAAAAAAAAAAAUCGAGUCCCCUCCUCUUUCUCUAAAUAUAGGAAAAUAUAAUUUACAUGCAGGAGGUGUACCUCUCCCUUAGUUUCCUUCAUUGUAAAAAUAUUUUUUCUUCCCUCUUCCAUUCUGUUUUCAUCAUCUUCUCUCUCCUUUGCUUUCAAUUUCUUCCUCUUUUGUACAUACUCUCUUUAAUCACCCCCAGCCCACCAUUUCUCUCUUGCACACAAUUUCUCUCUAACCAACUUUCUCUUCCUUUCACAUUGUAUGAAGUGUGAAAGGGAGAGAACUCAGUCCUUUUUUUUUUCACCUACCUUUCUUUCUACCUAGCUCAUCUCUCUCUCUCUUUGUCCUUCUCUCUCUCUCUCUCUCUCUCUCUCUCUCCACCGUAUAAGCGGGGACUGCCAGUAACUUCAAUAACAAAAACAACAAACGAAAGAAAACAUUAAAUUUUUUUUUUUUUUAAAUAAAGAUAAAACCGUUACUCUGCUGCUGUCCACGACAUUCUGUGUCGCAGGUGUCGCCUUUAAAACUGUCGACCAUCACUACCACCACCACUACUACCACCACUACCACCACCACCACCACCAUCUGCAACAGCUGUUGUUGCAGCGGUGGAACAUUUGUAAAUAAUCAUCACUUUUAUGUGCCACAGACCACAAGAAACUCGUUUUUUUAAAAAUAGUUAAUAAACCAAAUUGUCACUGUUACAAA
Molecule: messenger RNA, 8748 nt
Organism: Octopus bimaculoides (California two-spot octopus)
Lineage: Eukaryota; Metazoa; Mollusca; Cephalopoda; Octopoda; Octopodidae
Product: MAU2 chromatid cohesion factor homolog
Biological process (GO): mitotic sister chromatid cohesion
Molecular function (GO): protein binding
Source: RefSeq, a predicted model, not a curated record